Messenger RNA from Acanthosepion pharaonis, 2019 nucleotides. NCBI's taxonomy places the organism in Eukaryota, Metazoa, Mollusca, Cephalopoda, Sepiida, Sepiidae. The record is from the annotation of a GenBank genome assembly.
AUGUACCCACUAUCUAUCUAUCUAUCUAUCUAUCUAUCUAUCUAUCACGGUCUGUUCAUUAUUUGUCUAUCUAUCUCAUUCUGUUCAUUAUCUAUCUAUCUAUCUAUCUAUCUAUCUAUCUAUCUAUCUAUCUUGGUAACUAUAUUUAAAUUUCUUCGUGUCGUAUUUUGCAUUCUCUCUUCCUCUCUUUGUCUCUCUCUCUCUCCCCUCUCUCUCUCUCUCUAUCUAUCUAUCUAUCUAUCUAUCUAUCUAUCUACAAUCUUGGUCUUUUCUGUACGUGUAAUCUCCUCUCUCAUCUUCUCCCCACACCCCCACCAUUUUUCUCGGUUUACUUUCCGCCUUUUCUCUCUGUGCGUGUAUGCUCUCUCUCUCUCUCUUUCUUCCUCUAUCUAUCACUUUCGCUUUCUCUCUUUCCCUACUCUUUCUGUUGAGAGUAGACCAUAUCCCACUCUCUCUGCUUCUCCCCACACGCUCUCCUUUUCUCUCAGUUCACUCUCCGCCUUUUCUCUCUGUGCGUGUAUGCUCUCUCUCUCUCUUCCUCUCUCUAUUACUUUCGCUUUCUCUCUUUUCCUACUCUUUUUGUUCAGAGUCAUAUCCUAUUAUUUCUAUCUCUCUAGCCUCUCUUUGCUUCUCCCCCCACACCUUUUUCUUUGUCUAACCUCUGUUUUUUCUUUCUGUUCGUGUAUGCUCUCUCUCUCUCUCUCUCUCUCUCUCUCUCUCUCUCCCCUCCUUCACGACAUUUUUACUCUUUCCUUACUCUUUUUUGAUCUGUGUAGGUCAUAUCUAUCUAUCUCCAUGGCCUCUCCCUACUUCUCCCACAAAUUCCCUCUCUCUCCACACACUGCGUUUUCUUUGUUCCUGUAUGCUUCCUCUCUCUCUCUUUUUUCCUCUCUCUCUCUCUCUUUUUCUCUCUUUCUCUCUCUCUCUCUCUCUCUCUCUCUCUAUUUGUCUGUGUGUUCUUUUUUUGUCUCUGACAGCAAUGUUCUACUAGUCUUUUUAUUGUUCCAUGGAGUAGAAAAUCAUCUUCCUUCUUCCUUCUUUUCAAGAAUUCUUUAUUCAAACUCGCCAAAGAAAACACUCAUCAUCUAUUUUCCGAUUACUAGCUUCUGUAGAACACAUUUCUUCUUCAACUUUUCUUUUUUCUUCUUCAGACUUUUCUUCGACUUUUCUUCAUUUUUUCGAUUUUUCUUUCUCUUCGACUUUUUUCUCAUUCGAUUUUUUCUCUUCUUCUUCGACUUUACUUCCUCUUCUCUUUCCUCUUCGAUAUUUCUUCUUCUUCAUCUUCUUUUUUUGACUUUUCUUCUUCGACUUUUCUCUUCUUCAACGACUUUUUUUCUUCUUCGCUUUUUUCGACUUUUCUUUUUCUUCUUCUUCUUCUUCUUCUGUUUCUUCUUCUUCUUCUUCUUCUUCCACUUUCCUCUUCGACUUUUCUUCUUUUCCUAUUCGAAUUUUUUCUUCUUCGACUUUUUAUUCUUCUUAUUCAGCUUUUCUUCAUCUUCUUCGACUUUUCUUUUUCUUUUUCUUCUUCGACUUUUCUUCUUCUUCGACUUUUCCUUUUCUUCAUCUUUGACUUUUUCUCUUCUUCUUCUACUUUCCUUCUUCUUCUCUGAUUUUCCUUCUACUUCGACUUUUCUUCUUCUUCUUCUUCUUCUUCUACUUCGACUUUUCUUCUUCUUCUUCUUUUUCUUCUUCUUCUUCUUCGACUUUUCUUCUUCUUCUUCUUCUUCUUCUUCUUCGACUUUUCUUCUUCUUCUUCUUCUUUUUCUUCUUCUUCUUCUUCGACUUUUCUUCUUCUUCCUCUUCUUUUUCUUCUUCUUCUUCGACUUCAACUUUUCUUCUUCUUGUUCUCCUUCUACUCCGACUUUUAUUCUUCUUCUUCUUCUACUUCGACUUUCCUUCUUCAUCUUCUUCGACUUUUCUUUUUCUUUUUCUCCUUCGGCUUUUCUUCUUCUUCGACUUUUCCUUUUCUUCAUCUUUGACCUUUUCUCUUCUUCUUCUACUUUCCUUCUUCUUCUCUGA